CAGUAACAUUUGGUGAGUGGAAAGAAAAAUAAAACCAGUCAAUUGAUAUACUACAUAUAAUAAGAACUCUAUCAUUUGAUAUGAUAAAACUCGACAUGCAACCAUGUCCUAUACAUUUUUGUCCACAUUUCACGAAUAAUUUCAGUACAUUCAUUUCACCUACUAUGAAGGCAUCAUAGAUUGGAUAUUCCUAUCUGGGUCUGGUAGAGAUUCAUAGAUACAGAACCUUUGCAUCGUUCUAAAAUGUUGUGCAGCUGCUUAUUUGUACCACCUUGUGUGAAUUCUUUUAUGGGUCUUUUGUUUGUAUGUAGCAAUAUCAAUACAAUAUCUCACUCCGCUUAACGGAGGUACAGUAUGUUCAUACAAAAUCACCAUAUUUUGAUGGGAAAAACAGCUUUGGUGAAACGUUCUUUUUUCAGCCAUGGCUUGAUAUUACAGGACAUUUUUUUAACAUAUUAAUUUUACUUGCAUUUUUGUUGUUUGUGCAAUCAUGUCCACGGUUUUGACUUCUCCAUGGACCCUCCCCCCUCAAACUCCAUUGCUGUGUAAGUUAGAGCUGCAGGGGCCAUGCUAGGCAGGGGCAUAACUAUGUGAGCUACUAGGUAACUUAACUCAUGUGAGCUAGCACUGACAGCUAGCAUUAGCUAACAAAAUAUACCAAAAUAUUUUGAUUUUGCAAACAGACACCAUGAAUAGGACUUUGUAUCCUGCUUUGGAUACUCGCAUGUAGCAUAUGAAUAGCUUUGUCUUUUUUAUCUUACAGAAUAGAUAUCAUUCUUUUUGGGAAGGCAAGGUAUUCCCACUGAUGAUGAAUUAACCAUGAAGUAAAAAACUCUUGCACUGAGAAAAUACUGCCAUAAAAACCAGUUCAAGUAGCUGGCAAGAUUUGCUCACUAAUAAUAUUGUAUCAUAAGCAUGUUUCGCUGUUGUUGCAAUUGGCGAGUUACCACUCACACGCUUCUGCUAGGUUUGGAAUGACUAUAUAUUGAUAACUAAACUGUCAUUACUCCACAUUUUAGAUUCCUUACUUGUUUAAGUCUUACAGAUUACAUUUUCCUCUAUGAAUUGAAAGUUGUAGAGUUAUUUUGCUCAUAGAAACCUCUUAAAACAAUUACAUACAUUUUAUUCCUGUUAAACCUUUUAAAGUUGCAUCAUGUACACUGUAUGCAUAGUAUAUACUAUACUGUAUUUUUUCAGUACAUUUUGAUAGCAAGUAUGAUGAUGUUUUUAAAAGGCAAAGUGUCAUGGUUAGUGAAGACUUCGAGAAACUCUGAAUUCUGAAUCAUGUUCUUUUCAAACAAAAACUUCUGUCUUUUACAAAUUCCAACGGUAGAAUGUUUUUUGGUAAUAUCACCGUAAAAGAAUUACAGUGAUUGGUUUUACAGUAUGCUAAAAACUACUAUUCUUGCUUCUACUUUACUGUGGUAUGAUGUACAGCAAGUAGCUGGCUAAUUUUUUUUGCCAGGAACAUUGUAAUUUUAAUUUCCUUAGCUCUUUCAUCAAGGAUGUACAUCUUCUUGGUGACUUUGUAUGAACAUACCUUUGAAAAUCCUCCUUUAAACAGAGUGAGAUCCUACAUGCAAUUAAAAAAAAAGAAAAAAGAAUCCACAACAGAAUUCACACAGGGCAGAACAAAUAUGCAGCUGUAACCCGAUUCUGCCCAAGGCUUCAAUAAAGGGUCACAUUGUUCUUCAUUCAAGUAGAAAGGUCCAAAGAAAAGCUUAAUGAUAAUCCAAUUAUGUGAGCUCUCCUGGAAUUUGUGGUUACGCAUUCGCUGGUACCUAGGAUAUUUUACACUGACAUCUAAGGAAUAAGCAUAUGCAUGCUAGGAGCUACUUCAUGUAAAGCAGGUAUGUUACAGAUCAAUCUUGCAUGUAAUUUAAUAUCACUGAAUUCUCCUUUAUUCAAAUGUACUGUUAUGGCAUUCACGGUGUUGACAUCCAGAGUCACCCUGAAUUAUGUUCUUAGUGUAUUUCCUAUUCUUUCAGGUUAAAGAUGCCACCCGAUGGAAAUACAAAAACAUUUUUUCUCCUUUUAUCUGUGGUGUCCUUGACACUGAGAAUAUGUCAUGGGGGCAAGAUUUUGAUUGUUCCUUUAGAGGGAAGCCACUGGGUGAACAUGGAUAUCAUGAUCAAAGCUCUCCACUCUCGAGGACACUCUGUUGAUGUGGUACGAACCGAUAAAAGCUGGUACAUCAAGGAUGACUCUUUGCACUACGAGACAAUCACGGUUCCUGUUACGGAGGCCUUUAAUCAUUACUUUAUCAACCCAAUCCUUAAAAAGGUAAUUGACAUAGAAAGGGGGCAGAGCUCUGUUAUGAGCUUUGCGAGUUUGCAGGUUGAGAUGUUUACUGCGAUGUUUGACAUGCACAGAAUAAUGUGCAAAAUGGCCACUGUUAUGUUUCAAGAUAAAGACUUGAUGAAUAGUUUAAAGGAGAGAGAAUAUGACCUGGUCCUUACUGACCCGGCAUGGGGUGUGGGUAUACUGUUGGCUCAUGCUCUUAAGCUACCUCUGGUCUAUAAUGUGCGGUGGAUAACUAGCGGAGAGGGACAUUUGGCCAUUGCACCUUCUCCUUUAUCUUACAUCCCGAUGACUGGCUCAGGGCUGUCAGACAAAAUGAGUUUCAUACAGAGAGUCAAAAAUCUAAUUUUCUAUGUCAUUUGGCAAGCUCAGGAUGCAUUUUUGAUUGGCCCUCAGUAUCAAGCUGUUUGUGAUGAGUUCUUUGGCCCAGAAGUCAGAUACAGUGACUUAUUACAAGGAGCAGACCUGUGGCUCAUGAGGGCUGACUUUGUGUUUGAGUUCCCUCGUCCCACCAUGCCUAAUGUUGUGUAUAUAGGAGGGUUUCAGUGUAAACCUUCUCAACCACUCCCUGAACGCUUGGAAGACUUUGUGCAGAGUUCUGGAGAGCAUGGAGUCAUCAUCAUGUCUCUGGGGACUUUUGUGAGUGAACUUCCUGCUGACAUGACAAACAAGAUCGCUGCAGCUUUUGCUAAAUUACCCCAGAAAGUCAUUUGGAGGCAUAUAGGUGACAGACCAGCCGCUCUGGGCAACAACACUUUACUAGUCGACUGGUUGCCACAGAAUGACCUCCUAGGACAUCCAAAGACUAAACUAUUUGUGGCUCACGGGGGAACAAACGGACUUCAAGAAGCUAUUUAUCACGGAGUCCCAGUUGUGGGUCUACCUUUGUUUUUCGACCAGUACGACAACCUACUGCGACUGAAAGAGAGAGGAGGGGCUAAGAUUCUUACAUUAGCCACGGUGGACAAAGGCAACAAUUUCUUGGAGGCCACAGAGGAAGUCCUGCACGAGCCCUCCUACAGGAUGAACAUGCAGAGACUCUCCAGGCUGCACAGAGAUCAGCCAAUGAAGCCGCUGGACCACGCCCUCUUCUGGAUAGAGUUUGUCAUGAGACACAAAGGUGCGGCCCACCUGAGAACAGAGUCCUACAGACUGCCCUGGUAUUCCUACCACUCUGUAGAUGUCGUUCUGUGUUUCCUGGCUACUAUUGCAGUGAUUACAUUUCUUCCCCUUGUAUUUUUCAAACAUGCAUGUCUUAAGAAAAGCAUUGAAAGAAAAACAAAUAAAAAAUGA
Molecule: messenger RNA, 3594 nt
Organism: Xiphias gladius (swordfish)
Lineage: Eukaryota; Metazoa; Chordata; Actinopteri; Istiophoriformes; Xiphiidae
Product: UDP-glucuronosyltransferase 2C1-like
Exons: 1
Coding region: 1996-3594 (532 amino acids)
Molecular function (GO): UDP-glycosyltransferase activity
Source: RefSeq, a predicted model, not a curated record